Messenger RNA from Staurois parvus, 348 nucleotides. The record is from the annotation of a GenBank genome assembly. NCBI's taxonomy places the organism in Eukaryota, Metazoa, Chordata, Amphibia, Anura, Ranidae.
GAGGGAGUCAGGAGGGCACAAUACAGAGGGAGUCAGGAGGGCACAGUACAGAGGGAGUCAGGAGGGCACAGUACAGAGGGAGUCAGGAGGGCACAGUACAGAGGGAGUCAGGAGGGCACAGUACAGAGGGAGUCAGGAGGGCACAGUACAGAGGGAGUCAGGAGGGCACAGUACAGAGGGAGUCAGGAGGGCACAGUACAGAGGGAGUCAGGAGGGCACAGUACAGAGGGAGUCAGGAGGGCACAGUACGGGGGGAUCAGGAGGGCACAGUACAGGGGGAGUCAGGAGGGCACAAUACUGGGAUCAGGAGGGCACAGUACAGGGGGGAGUCAGGAGGGCACAGUACAG